AUGGAUAUUGAUUUAGUUAAUGAUCUACGACGAGACGAUGAUAAUGAAGAAAGUGAUGACAACGAUGACAAACUCAAGAGAAAUACUAGUGAUGAUGAAGAAAUUAAAAAAGCUGAUGUGGAAAGUGUGAUGAAAAAAGCCAACGAAGUAGCUAAGAAAAAAGCUCCAAGACGUCCGCGACCCAAGCUUGAUGCUAUUCGCUUAACUGGUCCAAGAGGGCUCGAUGAACUAACUAAUCUAUUGAGGCAUGAAAAAUUUAAAGGCAAAGGCCAAGAAUUUGCGGAUCUUGAUACUUUAAUGCAUAAAUUUGAGUAUUGGGCACAUCGUCUUGUACCACAUAUGGCUUUUGAUGAUUUUAUUGAAAAAGCUGAAAAUCUUGGUGCCAAAAAGCAAAUAAAAAAUGCACUUCAAUAUUUACGUGAUAAAUUAAAUAUUCAAACAAAUCCAGAUGAUGACAAAGAAGCUGGCCCUACAUUAUUUGAUAUAUUGCCAAGUAUCAAUAUUCAAAAUGAUGAUAAUGCUUCAGACAACGAUAUUCACGAUGAGAACAUUGCAUAUAAAGAUACUCACGAUGAAAACACAGCUAAUAAAAAUACUAAUAAUGACAUUCCAGAUGACGAGGAGAUAAAUGAAUUAUUUCAAUAA
Rotaria socialis is the source of this 645-nucleotide messenger RNA. Lineage: Eukaryota; Metazoa; Rotifera; Eurotatoria; Philodinida; Philodinidae. The record is from the annotation of a GenBank genome assembly.